This is a messenger RNA of Ornithorhynchus anatinus (platypus), 1050 nucleotides long. RefSeq names its product nucleoside-triphosphatase, cancer-related (gene NTPCR). Lineage: Eukaryota; Metazoa; Chordata; Mammalia; Monotremata; Ornithorhynchidae. The coding region runs from base 52 to 630 and encodes 192 amino acids. The record is from RefSeq and is a predicted model, not a curated record. Gene Ontology annotation, molecular function: ribonucleoside triphosphate phosphatase activity. The transcript is spliced from 5 exons.
GUGGGCGGGCACUUCCGGUGAGGGCGCGAGGCGGCGGCGGCGGUGGCGGCCAUGGCGCCUCACGUUUUCCUCACAGGAUCCCCAGGAGUCGGGAAGACGACGCUGGUCCGGAAAGCAGUGGGAGCGCUGGAGGCGGCGGGGGUGCCGGCGGACGGGUUCUACACGGAGGAAGUGCGCCGAGCCGGGAGGAGGGUCGGCUUUGACGUGGUCACCCUGUCAGGACUGCGUGGGCCCUUGUCCAGAGUCAGCUCGGACCUCUCCCCAGGAAGCCGGGCCCCCCGGGUGGGGCAGUAUGUGGUGGACGUGGCUUCGUUGGAGCGGCUGGCUCUUCCCACGCUGAGCCCUGUGGCCGCCGGCGACAGCGGCACCGUGGGGAAGAAGGUGUGUGUCGUCGACGAGGUUGGCAAGAUGGAGCUGUGCAGCGAGGCCUUCGUCCAGAGCGUCCGCCGCGUCCUGUCGGCCCCGCGGCUCGUGAUUCUCGGCUCCAUCCCGCUGCCCAAGGGCCGGCCGCUGGGGCUCGUGGAGGAGAUCCGCGCCCGCCGGGAUGUGACGCUCUUCGUGGUCACCAAGGAGAACCGAGACCAGAUUUUGGACGACAUCGUGGCGGCCGUGCGGGGCUGCAGGGACUGACCUCUCCCCGCUCCCAAAGCUCCCCCGCAGGUGAAGUCGGGGGAGAGGAGGGCGGGCAGGCGGCCCCCGCCAAAGACCUCCCAAGGCCGAGCUGGGCAGAGCCCAGGCCGGCCCACUGUGCCGAUCAGGGUGUCGGCUCUGCUGCCCGCUGGCGGGGCCCACGCAGAGGGAGGGUUGGGUCGGGGCCGGGGGCUUCCGUCUCACUGGAGGCGGGCGGGGAUCUGGGGAGAUGGCACAUUGGUGGGAAUGGGGAGGACCGGCGGGGUGCGCCGGGCCAUCCUUCCGAUCCUGGCACCGCUCUGGCAGCGGCCGGGGGGCGUUGGCGAGGCUGCCCCGGCACUCGUCGUGGGUCCGGUCCCCCCUCCCCUUCCCGUCUGCCGCUCACAGGCUGUCACAAUAAACACGGACACUUGCACCACA